CAAAGGAGAAACCCUUGACUAAAUUCAAGAAGGACCUGGGACAUAUUUAUUAUGGGUUCAAUGAUUGGUUUUCUGGUAUAGAAGUGUGUUAUUAAAAAUAGAAAGGUAGGAAUAAAGUGAUACUUAAGGGGACCAACAAAUAAGAAGUUGAAUCUGUAAGUGGGAGGCUUAUAAAUUUGUUCAGCAGGGGUUUAUUUAGAAUGUGUAGAAGUUAUAGAUCAAGGUGUGUUAGUUACUGUUGUAUAUCUAAAGAAAAUAUUUCUUCAUGGUAGUUUUAAUUUCAUUGUAUGUCGUAUUUUACAAGUAUGUAUUUUCUUUGUAUGUUUGAAUAAAAGGAUCUUUAUGCCCCAGGGAAGGCCUUUAAGAAGAGCCUGUGUUUCUCCUUGCAGCUUCUCGCCAUUGACAUGCCGUAUUGUGUGCAAUGAGUAAAGGCCGGAUCCAGCGAGCCUCUCCCCGAACGAGGCUCAUGUCUCCGUCUCGCACCCGGAGCCCAAUGUCUGCUGCAAGUUCAACCAGCCGCUCCCCAUCUCCUCACAGGAGACACGAAACACCGCCUCUUUAUCUCACCACAGAGCAUGGAUGUGAAGGGGAUGCAGCUGAAGACAAGGAUUCAGACGUUCCUUCUGAGCGCCUGGUUGGACCAGGUGACAACUGUUUUGGCCCAGGCACCAGGUACAUAACAGAGACUCUCAUCAAGAAGCUGGCCAAGCAGGAACAUCUGGGACGCAUCACUUCUCUAAAUCUUUGUCUCUCGAAAGAUGGAGGAAAGAAGUUCAAAUACAUAGAAAAUCUGGAGAAGUGUGAUAAAUUAGAGACCCUCAAUCUGAGUCACAAUCUGAUUGAGAAGAUUGAAAAACUGGACAGACUUUUGAAACUAAGUGACCUCAAUGUGUCUUACAACAAAAUAAGUAAAAUUGAAGGCAUUGAGCACCUACACAACCUGCAGAAACUGAAUCUGGCUGGGAAUGAGAUUGAGCGAAUCCCUGCAUGGCUGAAUAAAAAACUCCGGUCUCUGCGGAUCCUAAAUCUGAAAAAAAACAAAAUAUCAUCACUCCACGAGGUUGCUAAACUGAAGCCUCUAAAGGAUUUGACUUCUCUGUUCCUGGCAGACAACCCUGUUGCAAACUUACCGCAUUACCGUCUUUAUACAAUUUUCCAUUUGAGGACCUUGCAAGAUCUUGAGGGACGCCCGGUGACAAACCACGACCGGCAGGAAGCUCUGGAGAGGUUUAAUUUAGAAGAAAUAGAAAAUCUAGAGAAGGACUUGGAGAAAGCUACAAAGGAGCUGGAGGACCUUAAAAACAAGCAAUCGGACCUGCUAGAACAGCUUCAGCAGCAAGAAGAGCAGAACAGAUUAUUAAAACAGAAGACUACUCAGCAGAAGCAAAGCCACAAAGACCUGGAGAGUGAGAUAGAAACAAAAAACGAGCUGCUGAAGCAGAAGGCGAUGGCCUUAACUCGCGCCUGUCAAAAGCAAUACGAGUUGGAGCAAGAGCUGGCUUUCUACAAAAUUGAUGCCAAAUUUGAACCAUUGGAUUAUUUGUAUCCAACUGAGGAUGUCGAACUUGACGACGUACCGGGUGAAAGCCCUUACAUUGGGAAGGCCAGGUACAAAAGGAACGCGUUUGCUGUGGAAGGUUAUAUCCCCAACAAAGCCCAGAAAAUACAAGUUGGAAACAUGGAGCAGGAGGAGCAACAUAAAGUUCAGCAGCUUAAACUGAACCUGGUUCAGUCACUCGAUGGACAGUUAGAAGACAAGCAGAGAAAGAUUAAAGAAGCCCAAGAAAAACUGGCUGAACUGCACGGCAAAAUCGCAAAUGUAGAGCAACACAUUUUAAAAGCAACGGAGGAGCUUAAACAAGUCCAGGAUGCCGUGGCUCAGAAAAAGAUGUCAGAAGUAGAAAAAGAUGGUUGUAGACAGCAACUCAGCAGCAAGAUAUUUCUUCUCAAUCAGCUGCGAGAGGAAGCUCUGCAACUAGAGAAACAGAUGGAAAGGCAGAGGCAGGAAAUGGCCAGGAAAGAGAAAGAGUUGGAAGACUUGCAGAGCUUCAUAGGUUCACUGGAUCCUAAAGACCCCAGACAUGCUCACAUGAAGGCUCAGAAAGCAAGCAAGGAACAGCAGCUUGACAUCAUGAACAGGCAUUACAAGCAGCUCGAGGCCCGGCUGGAUGACAUGUUGUCCCGGAUAGCGAAAGAAACGGAGGAAAUCAGAGAUUUAGAACAACAGCUCACUGAUGGUCAAAUAGCAGCCAACGAUGCCCUAAAGAAAGACUUGGAAGCGAUUAUCACCGGGUUGCAGGAAUAUUUGGAGAGCGUCAAGGGCCAGGCCAAGCAGAGCAGCGACGAGUGCAAGGAGCUACAGAAAGAGAAGGAAACGUUGCUGCAAAAGGUGGAAGACCUGGAGAAGGAAAGGAACCAGCUGGAAAUAGUGGCCAUGGAUGCGGAAAACCUGAGAAAAGAAAUCGCAGACCUGGAGCAAGCCCUCCAGGAGCAACAAGAACUCAACAAAGCCCUGCAAGAGGCCCAGAGUGAAUUUGGUGCUUAUGAGGCCGAACUGGAGGCUGAGCUGGAGGCCCGAGACACUGAAGUCUAUCAACAGAAGGAAGAGCUAGAAAAGCUGAAGCAACUGAGCCAGCUGGAACACGCUGCUCUUCAAGAUGAACUCGGCAAGGAAAGGCAAGCCUUGGAGAAUGCCUUAAACAAAGCCCAGCUGAUGAAAGAGAGAGAACAGGAAAAUAACAUGCUAAUUUCCCAACUCAAACAGCUGCAGAAAGAUAACAACCUUUUGAAACAGAAGCUGAAAGAUGCACAAAACCAGAUGAAUCACGCAGCCGACAGCUUGAUUCAUCCCGAAGAAGUCUUGUCUCGUGUGAAUGAGCUCAAACAGAAGCUACAAACCGGAGCAGAAAUGACGUAUCAUAACUCAAAGGAUAUUUUAGGGAAGAGUCUCCGAGAUCUUCAGAAACAUUUUGGUGAAAUCCUGGCUCAUUUGCAGGAAGGAAACGAGGCCAGAGAAGGAGAGCUUCGAAAGGAGGCGGAAGAAGCGCAAGAAAAGUACAGGCUGGCCUGCAACAGAGCUGCCGAAUCCAAAAUCAAAUCCGAGAAAAGGCAGAACGAGGCCAGGGUUCAGCAGCUGGAGAAUGAAAUCCAGCAUCUCAGCGGGAAGCUGAAGAGCAUGGAAGAGAUCCAGGGCCUCACGGAUCAACAGCUUCAAGAAGCCGAGGAGGAAAAAGAAAGGAUUCUGGCUGAGCUGGAAGGCCUGGAAAACAGGAAAAAAGUAGAAGAUGCCAAGGCACAGAUGCAGUUCCUUGACCUUGAUAGAGAGCUGAAGGAGUUAAAGAGGGCCAUAUCUGCAUCAGACAAACAGGCAACCAAAGAGCUCUCUGCAGCGAAGGAUCAGCUAAAAUCACUCCGCGGGACUGUAUCCCGAAUAAACCUGGAGCGCAAUGAGGAACUUCAAGAAGCAGAAACAUUUUAUAAGCAGGCGAAUCAGGAUCUGGCCAAGGCGGAGGCGGAAAUAGAACUGUUGCAGAAACUUCUGAAACAGAAGGAGGACCAAUGUGAAACGGAAAAAGCUAUCGCUGAAACUACUGGUUCCUGUUCUCAACUUUUUGAGAUGGAUAAGUUAAAUCGCCUUUUGAAAGACCACAAAACAGAAAUCGACCGUCUACGCAGAGCAUUAGAUCAGGCCAAGAUAGGCUCCAGGGAAGAAAUCAGCAGCAUUUUGAAUGAAGUUGCAGAACUCAGGCAUGCCGUCUCCCACCAAAAUGAAGCCAUUGCCAGCAUCAUGGACCCACUCAGACAGAAGAGACACUUGUUUUAUGUACCUUCAUCAUCGCAGACAUCUACCCCAGGAUCUCAGAGCACCAAAGACUCUGGUGUCAGUUUGCAAUGUCCGACAUCAACCCCAAUCCAGAAAGGGCUUGGAGAGAGCAAGGCAAGCAAGAAGGAACCUUCCACUUACUGUCGGUUACAUGCUCCACACAGGAGUGGCCUGCAGAAAUCUAUUCUCAAUGAACGGGACCAAGAAGAAGGCGAGCAGAACAUCCACGGUGUCUCUUCCUUUGUCGCACCGCCUGGGCCGGCUGUCUAUACUCUGCCCCCAGAUGGGGUCCCAGUUGCCUUCGCGCCAGGCAAUGGAGGAAUUCUUGCUCCCGCAACAGCGAUGCAGAGCUCACCACCUGUGGGGUCCCAACUUCUUUGUUAUACCCCUGUUCCUGCGAACUGCCCCGUGCCUCUUCUUCCCGUCGGCAUGCUUCAUUGCAACAUCCCUGAACAUCACAACCUGGAAAAUGAAAUCUCGCGGCUGGAAGACAAGAUAGACAAGCUAAAGUCUCAGCGGCAGGAAGGCAAGUCGGCUCGAAGCUCUGAACAGAAUAAAGAGAUGGAAGAACUGCACCAAGGCAUUCGAGAACUACUAAGCGAAAGAGAAGAGCUGGAGCACCAAGUGACAGAGCUACGCCGGACAGCCCAAAAACUAAAGAAACGCAAAGACUUCCUCGAUGGGCCCUCGAGCGGCCUCCUUUCAGAGCUGGAGCUUGAGUCGUCUUUCCGUCUCCACGAAAACAUGGCGGGCGAAAUCGAAUGCCUGGAGGAGACCCUUCGGAAGCGGCGGGCAGAACUCCGGGAAGCCGACCGACUCCUGGCGGAAGCGGAAGUCGAACUUGAAAACACACGAGGAAAAACCAAAGACACCAUACAGAAAUACAAUAGCGCUAAGCAGCAUUUGUCACGAACUGAAAAAGAAGCCGAAGAGCUAGAAGAAAGGGCUCAGGAGAUGGCUGUAAGGCUUGUAAAAGCAGAUCAGCAGCUAAGAUUGCUUCAAGCAGAUGCAAAGGACUUGGAGCAGCACACGGCAGAACAGGAAGGACUUUUGAAGGAAAUCAACAAAGUCGUGUCGGCAAAAGAUUCUGAAUUUCAGUCUUUGAGCCAGAAGAUUAAAACACUCACUGAAAUUCUUCAGAGACUUCAGGCAAGUAUACAAGUGGCUGAAGGCAAUGAGGAUCAUCAUCUCCAGAUCCUUAAAGAGGCAGAGCAUAUUCUUCAGAGCAAAAAGAGUGACCUGGAGAGGCUGAAGGAUGAGACUGCGGCGCAGAAGCAGGAGCUCCACAUUUUGGAACGGGCGCUGGCUCAGAAAGAGGAAGAGCUGUGUCUCCUUCAAGAGAGCAUCAUCCAGAAAAACGCAGACCUCGCAGAAGUGCUCAGGGCUGGCGAAGCGGAAGUGGCCAACAAACAGCGGCAAAUGAAGGAAGCGAAAUCCUUUCUGGAAGAGCUGAGCGUCCAGAAAGGGGAACUCAAUGCCCAGCUGAGCGAGAAAAGAGCCCAGCUGUCUCUGAUCACGCAAGAAAUCCCCAAAGAGGAAGAGAAGCUGCAGGGAGUCGUGAACCUCCUGACGAAGCAUAAGACAGAACUCAAGAAUGUCCUGGAAGCGUUGCAGCUAAAGAACAGGGAGCUCGAAGACCUAGAUCUCUGCUUCAGCCAAAAAGCAAACGAAUUGGAAAAAAUGCAGGUUGCCGUCUUGGAGGAGCAACUGGAAUGGGAGCGCCUGCAGCAAGCGUCACAGCAACAGCGAGGGGAAGCCGAGGACCAGAGGUUGCUUCUCGAAAGGAUGCGGCAAGACGCCGAGAACUUGCAUCCUCAGCUCCGCCAUCUCCAGAAGAGCAUCCGGGCCCUGAGCGAUGAGAAGCAGCAGCUGGAGGAACACUGCCAGGGCUUGGAGAAGAAACUGGCCCAAACCAAAAGAGCCUUAGCUUCUGCUGAAGGCAGCAAUAAAGCUGCUCUUUGCAACAAAGAAAAAACGAACUCGGACAUCCAAAAACUGGAGCUUGAACUUGACCAGCUGCAAAAGCACAAAAUAUCUUUGAGCGGAGAGAUUGGAGACCUACAGGAACACCUUCAAGAAAGAAAAGAGGAGUUGAAUAGAGUGAAGACUGAACUGAGUGAUUCCAGGCAUCGUCUUCAGCUAUUGGAAGAGAAUGUGAAAAAUGCCACCAAGCGGGAAGAGGAAUUGCUUCGAGAACAGGCAGCCCUGAAAGUCAGCGUUGGAGAGUAUCGAGAAGAGAGUGAGAAAUGCCAUGAAACCCAAAGGAAGAUGGAGAAGCAGCUUCAGAAAAUUUUCAGGGAGAUAGAAGAGCAGGAGCUGGAAUGGAAGAAGCGAGAGAAGAUCCUACAGCAUCUCCAGGAGGAGGCCCAACGCAAGGAGGAGAAGCUGAAGGAAAGUGCGGACAAACUGAAGGUCCAGAAGCAGCGUUUGGUGCAAGAGCUGGCAGAGCAGCAGCACAACCUGGAGCAAGUGGCGGCCAAAGUCCGAGAGGCGGAAGGACGGAUCCAGAAGAUCCAGGAUGAGGAAUCUGCCCGCGCAGCUCUUGAAGAAGCCCUCCAGAAAGCCGGACGCCAGCUCUCCGAGAAAGAACGGGCGUUGCAAGAAACAGCGAGUAAGGCCUCGCACCUCCGUCGGGAUCUGCAACUCUCCAAGAAAGAGGAGGACACGCUCCGUGGCAAGAUCCAAGCGGAGAGGAGCAAGGCAGAAAAGCACAUCGCGAGCCUGAAGGAAGCCAUCCGGACACAGAAGGCCCAGUUCGAGAGAUCCCUUCAUGAACAGAAACAGGAGAACCGUUCUUUGCAGAAGGAGGUGGCUUCGCUGGAGCAAGUGGCGCAAGACAACCAGCAGCGGGCAAAGCAGCUCAUGCGGGAUCUUGGGCACAUGCAAGAGGAAUGCAUGCAGCUCCGGUCCCAGAUGAAGAAUCAAGAGGACUUCGAGAAACAUCAGAAGCAGGUGAAGGACGCGGCAAAGAUGCUGAAACUGGAAGUGAGAGACCAAAUCAGGGCCGGUUUGAAGGAUCUGAGCCAGUCUCCUCCUGAAGCAUCCCACAAUUUGGAACUCAACGGGGGACCGCAGAGCGACCUGGAAAGCCUGAAGGAGAACUAUCCAUUCGCAGGCAGCGAGGCCGGAAUGCGUUCCUCCGAUGAGAAGCUGGACCUCACCAAAGUCCACAUCACGGAUGAACAGUGGCGAGGCAAAGUGCGUCGAGAAAAGCUCCAGCACUAUGAAGACCGGCUCAAGGCCCGGCUUCGGCAGUGCAUGUCCAAGCAAGUGGAAGCCUUAAUUCAAGGCAAGCGGCAGACGGAAGGCACUCUUCACAGUCUCAAGAGGCAAGUGGACGCUCUGGAUGAACUGGUCAGCAGCACUUCGGCCGAUUCCCCUUCUCCGUCCUUCACCUCCUCUGGCUUUGCAGACCUUUUGCACGAAGAGCUGAACCUCACCAAGAACCAGCUUGCCAGAUCCCCUUCCAAGCCCGCAGCCGGUAUUUCAUCACAGAUUCCAAUUGUCACUCAGUACAACAUGUGAUCUGACAAAACAG
Molecule: messenger RNA, 7361 nt
Organism: Anolis carolinensis (green anole)
Lineage: Eukaryota; Metazoa; Chordata; Lepidosauria; Squamata; Anolidae
Gene: cntrl
Product: centriolin
Exons: 42
Coding region: 422-7348 (2308 amino acids)
Molecular function (GO): protein binding
Source: RefSeq, a predicted model, not a curated record